Messenger RNA from Paramecium octaurelia, 1434 nucleotides. NCBI's taxonomy places the organism in Eukaryota, Ciliophora, Oligohymenophorea, Peniculida, Parameciidae. The record is from the annotation of a GenBank genome assembly.
AUGAUGCAAAACAAGAAAGAUGACUUGUUUAAGGUGUUAUAAUUGAUUGAAGGUAUGGAUGAUAAAAUCUACAUAAUAAUAGAAAAGCUCUUUAAGGAUGGAUAGUCAAAUUCUCUCAAAUUUAUUUCAAAUAUUGAAAAUAAACUUAGUUACAAAAAAUACAUUGUUUUAUGCAACAAUUUAUAGUCUUUUUGAUUAGCAUUGGAAAUUGGACUCUGCUAAAAGCAAUCUUAAGAAAAUUACAAAUGUUCUCAAAAUAAUAAAAGAUCAUCAAUUUAAUAAACAGAAUUACUCAUUUGAUGAUUAUGAACAAUUUAAAAGAAUCUAUUCACAAAAAUAUCGUUGGAUAAGAAGAUAAUCGAAUUCCUAAAAUUUUAGUUCAUCUGACUGCUUUAGAUGAGAGAUAUAUUUAGUGUGGAUCAAAUUCUCUUCAUUUGCUAGUUUAGAUGAAGGCUGAUUUGAGGGAAUAAAGUUCUGAGAAUAUCAGGACUUAGAGAUACCUCUUUAUUUUGUGGAAAUUUUGUAAGAUGCAAUUUCAGUGGAUCGGAAUUUGAUAAUGUGGAUAUAAGUGGAAUGAACUUAAAUCAUGCUUUAUUGUUUAAUUGUAAAUGGAAAAAUAUCAAAAUUCAUGAGUUAAAUACAUUAUAUGGUCAUCAUGGAAGUGUCAAUUAGAUAUGCUAUUCUCAAGACGGUAAAUUAUUAAUGUCUUGUAGUGAUGAUAACUCGAUUCAAAUAUGGGAUGUUAAAACAGCAAAAAUUUAGUCUAGAAUUAAGGAAAAGAAAGUAGUAAAUUCAAUAUGCUUCUCACCUAAUAAUGGCAAUAGCUUUCAGCAGUGGAGAAGUUGUGUACUUAUGGAAUCUUAUAACAGGAAAAUAAUUUUCUAAAUUGAUUGGUCAUUCAUCAACAGUAACUUCAGUCAAUUACUCUCCUGACGAUCCUACAUUAGCACCUGGUAGUAAUGAUAACUCUAUCCGUUUAUGGGAUGUUAAGACAGGAUAAUAAAAAGCCAAAUUUGAUGGUCAUUGGGCAGUUUUAUCAAUAUGAUAUUCUCCUGAUGGUACUACAUUAGCAUCUGGUAGUAGGAUAACUCUAUCCGUUUAUGGGAUGCUAAAACAUCGCAAGAGAUUCAACCUUAUAAUAAUUGUUACAAAGACCAUCUUUCUUAGUUUAAAUUGCCACUUUAAAAUCACUCAAUUUAAAAAAUUGUAUCUAUUAAUAUUAUUCUUUAGUUAGGAUUGAUCAUACAAUACAAUGAAUAUGUAAAAAUCAUUUUGGAAGCCUCAGGAGCUUAAAUUUUGAGAGGAGUUUUUGAAAAUUAUUAAGGUAAGCAUAAACUUUCUAUAAAUUUCUUCAAUAUGCUGAAUAAUUUUAAUAACUUUUUAAAGAACAUUAUUCCUACAUUUCUAUGUGAUAAGCGAACUUUAAGAAUCUGA